Paramisgurnus dabryanus is the source of this 1951-nucleotide messenger RNA. It is a transcript of the gene htr1ab, whose product is annotated as 5-hydroxytryptamine (serotonin) receptor 1A b. Gene Ontology annotation, cellular component: plasma membrane. Gene Ontology annotation, biological process: positive regulation of MAPK cascade; regulation of hormone secretion; regulation of behavior. Gene Ontology annotation, molecular function: G protein-coupled serotonin receptor activity. The record is from RefSeq and is a predicted model, not a curated record. Lineage: Eukaryota; Metazoa; Chordata; Actinopteri; Cypriniformes; Cobitidae.
GAAGAUACAGCAGGUGGCAGCAGCAACAGCAAUACAAUUUUCAGCUCUAUGGGAUACAUGGAGUCGCUGACUGUGGUGCUGAAUCGAUUAAACGCGCCAUGUUCAUAUCUAAAAGAAAAGUUUCAUUAAUGAAGUAACAGUUCAUUUCAGGCCUCCCUCAUACUUUCAGUGAAUUUAAGCUUUCUUUCUGGGAAUUUUUGCUAAUUUCACCCCGAGUGGUAAUGUUUCUUGCUUCCACUUACACAUAUGGUGAAGAGUACUACUGGGAAAACGCGUGCUGUGCAUAUUCCGUGCGAGCCCGAUACACCUGCGUAGGUAACUGACGUCUGGUCCACUGCUGAUAUAAAUGGACCCGCCUCGCCACAACUCGUCAGAAACAAUGUUGAUAGUCAUCACAUUCAAAUGUGUCAGCUCCUCUGAAUGGAGUAAUGAUGCGCACUGAAGCUCCUUUUGUAAAUGUUACGCUGUACCGCGACAUGGAAGAAACCAACGACACAUUCUCCUUAUUUGAGAAUGACACUGGUGUAGAUCACCAAAAUGACAAUGUUACGGUACCCGUCAAGGUUCGGCUAAGUUAUCAGAUCUCUACGUCUUUGCUGAUCGGUGCGCUCAUCCUAUGCUCAAUUUUUGGAAACGCGUGUGUUGUGGCGGCUAUUGCUUUGGAGAGAUCGCUUCAAAAUGUUGCAAACUACCUGAUCGGAUCACUUGCGGUCACGGACCUCAUGGUGUCGGUGCUUGUAUUGCCAAUGGCUGCUCUUUAUCAAGUUUUAGACAAGUGGACACUUGGACAGGUAACUUGUGAUAUUUUUAUUUCUUUGGACAUUUUAUGCUGCACAUCCUCUAUUCUGCACCUGUGCGCUAUAGCUUUGGAUAGAUACUGGGCUAUCACCAACCCCAUAGACUACAUGAAGAAAAGGACAUUAAAACGCGCAGCUUUUCUGAUCACCGUCACCUGGCUUGUCGGCUUUUCGAUAUCCAUUCCACCCAUGUUGAUCUUGAAAUCCCAACCCAAGAGCAAAGCCGAAGACAUGGCAAAUCCCGAAGCUUGUAUGAUUAGCCACGACCCGUGGUACACUAUUUAUUCUACCUUUUGCGCGUUUUACAUACCUCUUAUUCUCAUGUUGGUCUUAUAUGGACGUAUAUUUAAAGCAGCGAGGUUUCGCAUUCGCAAAACAGUUCGGAAAACAGAAAAGAAGAGGGUCAAAUGUUUGACUGUGUCACCUGCUCUUUUCAAGAGAACAAACGGCGAGCUGGGAAAGAACUGGAAAAGCGCAGUCGAACCCAAGCCCGUUGCGUGCGUAAACGGCGCGGUGAAGCACGCGGAGGACGGCGAGUCUCUGGAGAUCAUUGAGGUUCACAGCAACUCCAAAAACAACCUUCCUCUACCCAACACACCAAACUCUGUCCCUCUGUUUGAGAACAAACAUGAGAAAAACACCGAGGCGAAAAGGAAGCUCGCCCUGGCACGGGAGCGCAAAACUGUAAAGACUCUGGGCAUUAUAAUGGGCACUUUUAUUCUGUGUUGGCUGCCAUUCUUUAUUAAAGCGCUUGUGAUGCCUUUCUGUCCAUCUUGCGAUAUGCCUUUAUGGCUUAUAGAUGUCAUUAAUUGGCUGGGCUAUUCAAACUCUUUAUUGAAUCCCAUCAUUUACGCAUACUUCAACAAAGACUUUCAGAGCGCGUUCAAGAAAAUCAUUAAAUGCCAUUUUUGCAGACCAUAGCGGAAGAUUGAUUUGUAUUUGUGAGAAAGCUUUAACCAGUAGGGUACUGAUUGCUCAGAAAAAAGAGAAAUGGUAUUUUGAUGUGUUUUCUCAAGUACAAUAUAUUAUAAUAAAUAAAUGAAUACUUUUAUCUUAAUAGAUGUAUAUGCUAUGUACAUGAUUAAUAUAUGUUCAUAUCAGGUUCACAGAAUGUACAGAAAACAUGUCUAUUGCGUCACACAUGGAUAUGUUCA